CAACCAUACAACAUAUAUCACUAGAUCAGCCAUACUAAAGCUAUAACAUUGCAAUUCUGUGUCCCUGUGCAACACCCUACCUUACACCAUAGCAUCGUCAGCCUACCACAGCCUUCUCUCUGCAGCACUCCUACCCUUCAAACCGAUAGGAAUCAAGCCCUUUUCAAGAGCGACUUCACAACUAUAGGUAGUGCCUAAGUCGUGCGUGUCCUCUAAGCUUGCCGUCAAGAUGGCGCUGCAGCCAUGGACGCUACGCCAUACAUAUAGACCCCGCGGUCGCGUUGUAGCUUCCUGCUCUGCAAGCAAUCGCUUCAAGCUGCGAGCUGUUGGAGGUGUUGCUGCCGUACCUGCCGUACCCGCACUGCUGCACACCCAUUUCCCCAGCCGCAACCCCAGCCGCGACAGUGCCGGUGGCGGUGUCGCCUCAAUCCGCCGGAGGGGCCUGCCUCUAUGUCGCGCGGAGCAGCAGCAGCAGCAGGGGCAGGGACAGCAGCAACUGGGAGACAAGGAGGAUGUUGGGGAGCAGGAGGAGAUGUCGAACAAGGCGCAUCCAACUAGCGAUGGCAAUGGGGUGGGCACCGACACCGCUGCUACAAUCACCACCACCGCCACCACCGCCACCAUCACCCCCGCUGCCGCCGCCUCCUCCUUCCCUCCCGAGCUGCUGGAGGGAGAGGAGCUGCCGUACAGGGAGCCCGACAGUACGGCAAAGUUCUGGACGAGCUUCAAGCUGGCGUUUGCGCUGCCGUGGCGGCGGUUCAAGAAGAACUCCGUGCUGUCAUUCAAGCUGGAGGGGGAGGUCAGCGACCAGCAGCGCUCCUUCUUCGACCCGGGGCUGUCCAUGCCGGCACUGUGUACGGCAAUGCGCAAGGCGGCUCUGGAUCCACGGAUCCAGGGGCUGGCGAUUGAGAUUGGGCCGCUGGGGGUUGGGUGGGGCAAGGUGCAGGAGAUCAAGAGGCACAUCGAGCACUUCCGGUGUUCCGGCAAGUACGUGGUAGCCUGGAUGAAGUCGGGUGGCGAGAAGGAGUACUACCUGGCUUGUGCGUGCAGCGAGGUAUACGCGCCGCCCUGUGCCGCCGUCAGCCUGAGGGGCUUCGUGACGGGAGGUUCCUUCCUGCGCGGCGUGCUGGACAAGGCGGGUGUUGAGCCGCAGGUGGAGCGCAUUGGCCGCUACAAGAGCGCGGGGGACCAGCUGCUGCGGCGGGACAUGGCGCCGGAGCAGCGGGAGCAGCUGGGGGCCAUACAGGCUGAUGUGGUGGAGGAGUGGCUGCGACACGUGGCGGCAGCCCGGGGCAAGACACGGGAGGAGGUCGUUGCGUUCGUCGAGGAGGGCGUGUACGACAUGGCUCGGUUCAAGGAGGGCGGUUGGGUAACCGAUUUGUGGUACGAGGACCAACUGAUUGAGGAGCUCAAGAUGCGGACCACGGGCCUGCGCCCCCGGGAUGGUGAGAGCGAGGGCGAGGUGGCGGCGCGCGAGAAGGAGCUGUCCAAACCGCUGCGGCGGGUGGGACUGCGGAAGUACGGCAGCGUGGAUCCGGGGGCGUUCGGGCUGGGCGGGGGCGGCGGGGGCUGGGGGCGGGGAGGUGGCAAGAAGAUUGCCGUACUGCGGACCUCAGGAGCCAUCCUGGGCAAGUCCUCGGGUGCGGGCGGCUCCAACAUCACCCCCGACUCCGUCAUUCCCAAGCUGCGAGCGCUGGCCAGGGACAAAUCGGUUGCCGCUGUUGUCCUGCGUAUCGACUCCCCGGGCGGCGACGCGCUCGCCUCCGACCUGAUGUGGCGCGAGGUGGUGGCGCUGCGGGGCAGGAAGCCGGUAGUGGCCAGCAUGGCGGAUGUGGCGGCCAGCGGGGGGUACUACCUUGCAAUGGGGGCGAGUGCCAUCGUGGCCGAGCCGCUCACCAUCACGGGCUCCAUCGGGGUGGUCACCGGCAAGUUCAACCUGGCGCAACUGUACGACAAGAUCGGCUACUCCAAGGAGCUCAUCAGCUGGGGCCGGUUCGCGCAGCUGCUGGCUGACAACCGGCCCUUCACGCAGGAGGAGGCGGCCCUCUUCUCCGCCGCCGCCCAGCAUGCCUACACCUCCUUCCGCGACAAAGCCGCAGCCAGCAGGGGCAUGCGGCAGGAGGAGAUGCAGGCGGUGGCGCAGGGGCGGGUGUGGUCGGGGACGGCGGCAAAGGAGGUGGGUCUGGUGGAUGCACUGGGCGGGCUGCAGCGGGCGGUGCGGCUGGCGGCACACGCGGCGGGGCUGCCCCCAGGGGAGCAGCCGGCGCUGGUGGAGGUGGGGCGGCCGGCGGCACCCUCGCCCGCAGCACUGCUAGGCGCCGGCGCCAUGACACUCCUGGGGAUGAUGCUACCGCGCGCCGCCUCCUCCUCCCCUGCCGCUGCCGCUGCUGCUGCCGCUGCCAUCUCUGCCCUGAGCGGCAGCGGAGCCCCUAGCAGCAGCAGCAGCAGCGGCAGCCUUAGCAGCAGCAGCAGCACUGCGCAGCAGCUUGCCGCCCUGGCCUCCGCCGUACUGCUUCAAGAGCCCGGGCGCUGCGCCUACCUCAUGACUGACGUGGAUGCUACAUCCGUAGCUUGCAGCAGCAGCUGUAGCAGCAGCAGCGGUAUGAGUGGUACGGCAGCAGCGGUUGGGUCGCUUAUGGGUGGUGGUUUGGGUGUUGGUGGCGGUGGUGGUGCGUACGACAACGAUUAUGGGUUUUUGUCGGAAGGAGAGCAGCAGCAGCAGUGGGGGGAGGUUGGAGGGUUUCUGGGCGGGAUUCUAGGGAAUAGGUGGUGGUGGUGGUGAUGUAGACAGAGGGGAUAAAGAGGUUGUAACUAUGGAGUGAACUAAAUGAGCGACUAAUGGUGAUUGUCGCGGUCGUUACGGCGGUUGGCCUGGCGAGUUGCCGUACGAUCUUUACUGUGAGUAAACACAGGAAUGUAAUGUUGUAAUGGCGAUACAGGCGAUUUGAGGAGCGGCUGCCCCGCUUUCUUGUGGUGACUUCAUACUUUUUAUGACGGGGGGAGGGUUAAGGACGUAGACAAGUGGCGGUGGAUGAAACUGCAUGUUGGAGUACGAUAGUUCCUUCUUUUGGGGUUAUGACCCAUGGGUCACUCAGCGUGGUUAAGAGCACAUGUGUUUGUUCACAAGCGUGCCAGCAGCAGGUUGUGGGGUUGUGGUUGCCGUAAUUGCAAGGAUUCUCUGUGUGUCGGUACGCAUCCGUACACCCAUCCGUACACGCAUCAGUACACAACCCGUACCUUGAUGGGUGUACGGAUGAUCUAUGGGUUUACGGAUGUCGUCUCGUGUGUUUGUACACUUCCUGCGUACGUACACAAUUUUAGAGAAAGAAAUUUGCGGAGAACAGCAUUCUCGCUCAGACCUUGACAAACCCCGCUGAUGUAAUCCUCCUCGCUCUUACAUGGACGGGGCGGCACUCAGGCGGACGCCGCAAAGGU
This is a messenger RNA of Astrephomene gubernaculifera, 3435 nucleotides long. NCBI's taxonomy places the organism in Eukaryota, Viridiplantae, Chlorophyta, Chlorophyceae, Chlamydomonadales, Astrephomenaceae. The record is from the annotation of a GenBank genome assembly.